AUGCUGGUCACCGUGUACUGUGUGCGCAGGGACCUCUCGGAGGUGACCUUCUCCCUCCAGGUCAGCUCUGACUUGGAGCUCCACAAUUUCCGUGCCCUCUGCGCGCUGGAGUCCGGCAUCCCCGCCGAGGAGACGCAGAUCAUCUACAUGGAGCGGCUCCUCGCCGACGACCACUGCUCCCUGGGCUCCUACGGCCUCCGAGACGGCGACAUGGUGGUUUUACUCCAGAAGGACAGCGUGGGGCCCCGGACUGGGAGACGGACAUCAAGCCGGCCCGGGGUGGAUUUCGCUGGGACAGCCACGCCCGGGACAUCCAGCGCCCGGCAACAGCAGCAGCAGCCGCGGACACAAUCGGUCCAGCAUCUCCGAGGCUUCGACUCGGGAGAGAUGCCAUCGGCCCACGGUGUGGAGAGCCCCGCCCUGAUCCGCAGCCUGCUGCUCUCCAACCCCCACGACCUGUCGCUGCUGAAGGAACGCAACCCCCCGCUGGCGGAGGCCCUGCUCAGCGGAGACCUGGAGACGUUUGCUCGGGUCCUGACGGAGCAGCGCCAGGAGAGGGCCCGGCGGGAGCAGGAGAAGCUUCGCCUCUACUCCGCUGACCCGUUUGAUCUGGAAGCUCAGGCCCGAAUCGAAGAAGAAAUCCGGCAGCGGAACAUCGAGGAGAACAUGAACAUCGCCAUGGAAGAGGCGCCCGAGAGCUUCGGGCAGGUGGCCAUGCUCUACAUCAACUGCAGGGUGAACGGCCACCCCAUGAAGGCGUUCGUGGACUCGGGCGCGCAGAUGACCAUCAUGAGCCAAGCCUGCGCCGAGCGGUGCAACAUCACCCGGCUGGUGGACCGGCGGUGGGCGGGCAUCGCCAAGGGGGUGGGCACGCAGAGGAUCAUCGGCCGCGUCCACCUCGCCCAGAUCCAAAUCGAGGGGGACUUCUUGCAAUGCUCGUUCUCUAUCCUCGAGGAGCAGCCCAUGGACAUGCUCCUGGGCCUGGAUAUGCUCAGGAGACAUCAGUGUUCCAUCGACCUGAGGAGAAACGUGCUGGUGAUCGGCACCACGGGCACCCAGACCCCCUUUCUCCCCGAGGGAGAGUUACCCCCGUGUGCCAAGCUGGUGAGUGGUCAUGGGCAAGACGAGUCUACAGACAAGGAGGUAGCGAAUGCGAUUAAACAUUCGGUCAAGGGACCGGGACGAAAAAAGCACUGA
This is a messenger RNA of Myotis lucifugus (little brown bat), 1197 nucleotides long. RefSeq names its product DNA damage inducible 1 homolog 1 (gene DDI1). Bases 1 to 1197 code for a protein of 398 amino acids. Gene Ontology annotation, biological process: proteolysis. Gene Ontology annotation, molecular function: protein binding; aspartic-type endopeptidase activity. NCBI's taxonomy places the organism in Eukaryota, Metazoa, Chordata, Mammalia, Chiroptera, Vespertilionidae. The record is from RefSeq and is a predicted model, not a curated record. The transcript has a single exon.